UGAACCAGAAGAGAAAUCUGAGCGUUUGGUGAAAAACCUAACGAAGGGGAUAACCAAACGUUUGGGGGCUUUAAAACCACUCAAAUUAAACCUUUCCGGGCUGUAGUUUAUUGAAAUCUUUAGCUCAGAAUGUCUGAAGCAAGUCCACCAUCCGAAAGGGUCGAAAAGGUUGGAGAUUUAACCGUUUAUAUCGUGGGAGAGGAACAGAAAUCAGAAGAUAAAGAAAAUGUCAAAAAGAAGGAAGUCAUGGUUACUUUUCAUGACAUAGGAAUGAAUCAUAAAACAUGUUUUGAGAAGUUCCUCAACCAUGAGGACAUCAAGAGUAUUCAUGACCGAUUUGUUAUCUAUCACAUUGAUGCCCCUGGUCAGGAAACUGGAGCUGAAGAUCUUUCAAAUGAUUAUCAGUACCCAAGCCUGAAGGGGCUAUCAGAUAUGGUUGGAAAUGUAAUAGAUCAUUUUGCGCUUAAGGAUAUUGUCUGUUUUGGAGAUGGUGCGGGUGCCAAUAUUUUGUGCCGUCUAGCAAUGUCCAGCAAGUGGAAAGAAAGAAUCCUUGGUCUUGUCGUAGUAGAACCAUGUACUGCAACAGCAACCUUCAAGGAAUGGGGAGAAGCCAAGAUGAAGUCCUGGCAGCUGCAUGCCAAGGGAUUUACUGACAGUACAAAUAACUAUCUCAUGUGGCAUCACUUUGAAAGGAAAACUGGCAAACCUGACGCGGAACUAGUGAAAAACUUUAUUGAGGAGAUGAAGGCCAACAUUAACCCACACAAUCUGGCUGCUUUCCUAAAGUCAUACAUGGAGCGUAAUGACAUCAUCAAAGAAGUAAAAGCAUGCGUGAAGAACAAGACUAUCUCAACCACAGCUCACGUAAUGGUUGUAACAGGAGAACGUUCACUACACAAGGAACUAAGUGAACAAUUCUUUAGAAUUCUGAGUGAAUGUGAUAGGAAAAAGUACAGUAUUCUAAAACCAGAUUGUGGAGCCAGUGUCCUUGAGGAGAAGCCUAACACCAUGGCAGAGGGACUGCUUCUUUUCAUACAAGGCCUUGGAUUAGUUCCCACAUUAAGGACCCGCUCCAUGUCUAGAACCAGCUCAGUUGGAUCAACUGGCCGUAGUACAUCUAUGUCUGAAGAUUAAACUAUCAGGAUUGAUAGAAGUUUGUCAAAUUGUUCCUUCGUUAUAACCUCAUUACCAUUUGAAUAAGUGGUAAACGGAAGGACAGAUUAACUGGAUGUUUGAUGAAGGGUUUUCUGGGUAUAUAUUUUGAUUUUUAUUGUAAUUGAAAAAUGAUGUUUCUAUAUUAAAUAUAGUUUUCUUGACUCACUGGGAAUCGGGGUGACUUUUUCUUACAAACCCAAACAUUUUUUGCUAUUCACAAGUGUUGGGAAUUACCAGUGUGUCACAUUGAUAGUCCAGCAUUGGUAUUGGUCAGUGAAUCAUUCUUCAUCUUUAAAAUCUUCCCAGCAAUUCAUGGAUAGUAGUACAUAGCAGUUGUUGUAUGAAUAGGAAAUAUUCCGGGCUGACUUGCUGUACGACAUGCCAAAACAUUGAAAUGGCUUAGACCUCGCCCACAUGGAUAUUUUUGAAAAUGGAUCUUUAUCUUCGUGGAUUCGCCUUCCGUCCACACAUAUGCCGUUGAAUACGCCACUUGAACAUGAAUCUUUUCCAAAAAAUACCUGUGAACGAGCGAAAACAAUUCGAAAACGCUACUCCUUGGACAAGAAUUUUCUUGAAAAAGGAAAAAGAAAAAAAAAAAACGCUAGUUCGAAAAUGUGAUCUGCAUACUUGUGGACGGUGCCGUAUCGUUUUCCAAGUACGAUUACGGUAAUUACAACUUAGUACAGUAAGGCAACGAAGUUGUAUUGUUUCCUGCUCGUGCAAAAAACUACUCUAUUACUAGUGUAUAAGUAAAAAGACACUCCAAUGCAUCUCCUCUUUAACCAGUUAUGGCAAGAGGUAGAGAAUUGAAGCAAGAGGGUGAACGUUAUUAUUUUACGAUCUUGUUUAAAACAGCCCAACCUGGUAAAGCCUUUGAAAAGUUAUGCUUGUUCCUCUAUCUUCUGCUAAGUUUCUCUUUACUCAGUGAUUAAAGGCACAAGUUCAGAACUUUUAAGCCCUAUUUUUUUUUUGGUUAAAACAUGAGUUUUUAUACCUAGUUAAACCUGCAGUAUGUUCUCAGGGUUGGGCAGCAAACAAGUAUGUUAGUUAUCAUCAUAGAAAAGUAUACAUAUAUAAUUGACGAAACCUGUGAAUUAGUUAUGUAAUUGUGUUUGUAGUGCUGUAGUUACAUAUGACCAGUACCUAAUGCAAGAUGAUCUUUUUCUGAAAACUGUAUACAAGACAAUGUAUUAAUAAAUUUUGCAGAUAUAUUUUA
Actinia tenebrosa (Australian red waratah sea anemone) is the source of this 2371-nucleotide messenger RNA. RefSeq lists its product as uncharacterized. The record is from RefSeq and is a predicted model, not a curated record. Lineage: Eukaryota; Metazoa; Cnidaria; Anthozoa; Actiniaria; Actiniidae.